Paramecium octaurelia is the source of this 990-nucleotide messenger RNA. NCBI's taxonomy places the organism in Eukaryota, Ciliophora, Oligohymenophorea, Peniculida, Parameciidae. The record is from the annotation of a GenBank genome assembly.
AUGAUUUUGUCAACAUCUAUACUUUUAGUUUUAUUAGGUUCUAUCUUAGCAUCUUAAACAAUGUUAAAUUAAUUUUAAGAGUGGAAAACUUAGUUUAACAAAAAUUAUUAAUCCAAAUACGAAGAAAUCUAUAGAUUUUAAAUUUAUAUUGCUAAUUCGGAAAUUAUUCAAAAACAUAAUUCUGACAAUAACUAUUCUUAUACCUUAGGAGAAAAUUAGUUUAUGGAUCUCACGAAUGAAGAAUUCUUAGAAAUAUAUGCCUCCAAAGAAGUGCAUGAAGAACUUCCUAAUUCAAACAAAAAUUCUGAUAGAAUACUUACAAAUAGAACUGGUAAAAAAGUGGUUCUUUAUGAUUGGAGUGAUUAUUGCAUGUCACCAAAAGAUUAAGGCAGUUGUGGAGCAGGAUGGGCUUUUGCAACAGCUGAGAUCAUGGAAUGCUAUUUUAUUAUCGAAUCUGCAUAAGCAUACUUUAAAAAAUUUUCACAGUAAUAAUUGAUAGAUUGUGUGGAUGGGAAUUAUGGUUGUGAAUAUAGAUCGAUGAAUGAUAUUAUUAAUGCAUUUGAGUAUGCUAAUCAAGCUCAUAUUUCUGAGUUAGAUUACUACCCUUAAACUGGAAAAUAAGAUGUAUGCAAAGGAAUAAGAGGAUAACACACUUAUGCUCUGACUUAAUUUGAAACUAUUUAACGUGAUAUGUUUACAUUGAUUGAUUCACUUAGCAAUGGACCAGUCGUAGCAGGUUUUGAUAUCAGUGGAUGGCAAUUUUACAAGGAUGGAAUAUAUGAUUGCUUUUUAGAUAAGAAACCUAAUCAUCAUGCUAUAAUUAUUAAGGUUUUAGCUCUUCAUGAUGAAUAAGACAAAGAUUACAUAGAAAUAUAAAAUUCUUGGGGGUAAAAUUGGGGCAGGAAAGGUCUAAUUAAGUAUAGUCUUAAGUAUAAUUGUAAUGUCUUUGAUAGACCAAUUUAUAAAUCAUUUAAAAUAUAAGUACAUUGA